This is a messenger RNA of Porites evermanni, 2321 nucleotides long. The record is from the annotation of a GenBank genome assembly. Lineage: Eukaryota; Metazoa; Cnidaria; Anthozoa; Scleractinia; Poritidae.
AUGGCCCCAGGUCCUCUCUCUGGUCCAGUUGUCUUUUGGUGCUUUUUUUCAAAACAAAGAAUAAUGUUUCGUUGUGGUCGAGGAAGGUGUUUUGCAAACAACUAUAAAGAUUUCUCUGGAACGUUGGGAAAUGUCGAGUAUCUCAAAAAUCUCAUUCCAAAUGUUUUGCAGUUAAUUGAAAAACAAAGCCCUCCUGAACGUUCGAGUUGUGACGGAGGUCUGUAUGUCGGUGGUGCUGGUAUUGGGUACGCUUUUUAUGCUGUAGCUGAGAGCUCUGCACAGUUUCCAGUGGCAAAUACACGGGAGGAUUGUCUCAGAAAGGCCCUCGAGUACAUGAAGGUACGAUUGAUUAAGACAUCAUUUCCACACAAACGCAUAAAACCAAACAAAAACGCUAGCAUAAGAUAAAUUUUGUGAUCAUAGAAAGAUGUGAAAGUUUUUUUUUUUUUAAUAUCCAGCCCCCAGCCCCAUACCAUGAAUAAAAUUUUCAAAAGGGUGGGGGAGAGGGGUGUUAGGGGGCUAGUCAACUCACCUUAUCCUUUGGAAGGGGGUUGGUGGCAAUGUAGACAGAGGUGGUCCAAGAGUCCAAGCUAUUUGGGAGCCGUCAACAUAAGUAUGACUUUGUGUAACAGAGUAUUUUUAAAAGUUUGUUAGGGAAAAACUUUUUCAUAUAAAAAUUAAUUGUACCAUUUCUUCUUCUGUAACUGUGGAAAUUCAUUCAAACUUAUUUGCUUUGGCAGUGGUGUGUAAACUUGAUCUGAUAACCAGUUACUCUUUCUCUUUUUGGCUUGCCCCUCUCUAUAUAUUUUCCUGAAAAUCUUUUGUAUGAAAUAAAGAAAUAUUGAAAAUUUUAACCUUAAAAACAGCCAAAGGGUCUAGGAUUUUGUCCAACUUUAAACGAUUAUUUUUUAAAACAAAUUGGAAGGAGACCAAGCUCAUGCAUUAUCCACUCACUCGCUAGGACAAUUAUUGGAUGAGGUUGAACAAAAUACCAUGAUUUGUCAGUGGCGAGCAGAUCAAUUAUUAUUAUUACCUCAGCCUUUGGCUUUGGCAAAUACCAUAAAAUUCCGAAAAUAAGCCCCUCCAUGCAUAAGCCCCUCCAAAUAUAAGCCCUCCAAACCAGUAAUCCAAAAGACCCUCCAUGAAUCACCCCUUCAAAUAUAAGCCCCCCAGGGGCUUGUACUUGGAAAAUUACCCUCAAAUACAAAGUAAUACAAAGCAAAAACAGUAAAUUUAAUUCCAACUAUAAGGCUAGCCCAGAAUUUUACGGUAAUUUAUUGAUCUACGAGACACUGACAAAUCACAAUAUUUUGCGAUAACUGAGUUCAAUAAUUGUUCUAUCAUUCAAUCACCAAGUUUGUUUUUUAAUAAAUAUCUUCAGGAAGCAAAGCAAUCUGCCAUUUUUCACACAAGAGCAACCAGAAGAAGGAGAAAAGUGUGGUUUUGUUUACACAUGAGCAGAAUAUUAUUAAUUGCAGCCAAGCACAGUUAGAUGACAUAUUGCACAUGAGCAGACCAUAAUUUGUAGGCAGUUAUUUGCAGGUCUCAUAGUUGGCUUUCGGCCUACGAAAAGUGAAGAACAAUUUGCAUACAAUGAUGAUGUUGAAUAGCUGUCCGAUGGCGAACCAAUCAGAUUGCUUUAAAGACCAAGAUCACUGAGUGUGUAUAUUAAUUUUCAAGGCUGUGCUCUAAGGAAAAUUGAGGGGUACUCUGAACCUGUAAUCUAGGGUGCCCAGCAUAUGAUUUGUAUGAAAAAUCUGAGAUUUUCUAGUCACCCAGGAGCAAAAGUUGGGCACCAGGGGCCACCAGGCCCUUCUAGAGCACAGCCCUGAUUUUGAUUUAAUACUAAUUUUAUUGGAAUCAACAAUUUCAUAUUUUGUAGGUAAGCCUUCAAGACGUAUCCAAAAUUAGUCCUCAAGAAGAUGGGAUUGGGGCAUCUUUCCUUCUGGGACACGCAGGGCUGUAUGCUGUGUCAGCACUUGUCUUUAAUGCCUUAGGUUUGUGUGUGUUUUGUUGUUGUUGUUCUUUCGGAGAGUGAACCAUCCAGAGGGUAUAGUGAUUGAAGUAUAAACAGACCUUUUCUUCAAAAGUUGUGAUUGUGAAAUUUGUUAUCAUUAUCAUUAUCAUUACUACUACUACUGGAAUUGAGAAGGUGGCAUGAAAUUAAUUUUAACGUUUUUUUUUUUAAAUAACUUAUAGACCACCAACAAGAGGCAGACUAUUGCAUUCAGAAAUUUUUAGAGAUGGGCAACAUCUGCCGUCCUAUAAACUUCUUCCCGCCUGGUUCUGACGAACUGUUUGUUGGAAGAGCUGGCUACUUG